Messenger RNA from Babesia bovis T2Bo, 2359 nucleotides. RefSeq lists its product as uncharacterized. Gene Ontology annotation, molecular function: protein binding. The record is from RefSeq and is a predicted model, not a curated record. The transcript has a single exon. Bases 436 to 2289 code for a protein of 617 amino acids. NCBI's taxonomy places the organism in Eukaryota, Apicomplexa, Aconoidasida, Piroplasmida, Babesiidae.
ACGGAAUCGAAAUAAUUGCACAUGCUAUGCUUAACUGCAUGUAAUAGAUUCACUUGGAUACUUCUGACUGAAAAUUUCCAUUUUUUCAAGUGGAUGUUUGAUCUUGGAUGUUUUAUGGACGACAAUUUUUCUUCUGGGCCAAUUGUUGCAACUAUUACUAACGUAGUGGCGCCAGGAGUAACAUGGUAGAAAUAUUGUUACUGAUGCCAGAUGUUUUUGUGGCCGCAUGCUCCCCUUUUGCCGUGGGAUUCCAUAACGUAUCUAUAUAAACACAUACUUAUAUCCUCGGGUACCAUGUUGAAUCGUAAACGGCAUGCUAUAAACUUCCAUUUGGUCUACAAGACAUAAGGCAUAUAUCCCAUUUUAGGGUUCUAAUAGCCACUUUACUAAUGCAUGCCUUCCUGGAUAUACUUUGUGUACUGCUAGGAUAAUGCAAUGGAGCUCAGAUCAAUAGAACUGCUUGCCACUUCCAGUGGUGCGUUAGCGCUGUUUACAGUCACCAGUUAUCUUGAUUUCAAUGAUUUCCUAUGCCUUUCUGGAAUUUCCCAUCGGAUGAGGGAUGUCCUGCUAUCGCAUUAUCCCAUUUGGCGCUAUUACUACGAGAUUCGAGUUGGGGAUUACACUAAAAGCCUUGGUUUGCCGCAUCAAUCGGGGUAUAUACAUAAUGGAAAUGGACAUCCCUUUAGCAGUUCGCAUUCUACCCCUAUCGCAACAGAUUCCGCGGAGAGUUUUCCAUAUAUUACAUCGCAACUUUCCAACUAUAAAUGUGAUACCAUUUGUAUCAAGAGAAACGUUGUAUCCACGGAUUGGUUUCGCAACUUGGUUGUAUUGGCACGGUUUGCUGGCAUAGUACUCCAGGCUUCUGCGGCUUAUAAAAACCCAUUUUUAGAACUGGCUGUAAAAUCUAGUGCUGCAGUGAAGAUGAUUUCACUGCAUAAUGAGUCAAUACGGACACUGGUGUCGACUGGUAGUUUGGUACUAGCAGCCCCUGACAUAUACUCUGGUAACGAUGCACCAUUCACGAUUGUUAACAAGACUACCCUUUGUUAUUACGACUGCCAGCACAAGUAUAACAACCUAAAGAUUACACUGCCGCAACUUGACGAGACGAGGAUACAUGUGCUUUUUGCUAAGUGGAUGCGUUCCAUUGAUUGCACUCAAUGUAAGAAACUGGACUACUGUGAUGACAUACGCUAUGUUGAGGACAACACCAAUCCGAGAUUAAUGCUGAUAUAUAGAAUUGGCAAAAACGAUACUGCCGCUAGCGUAUACGAAUAUGGAGCGGAUGGCUUCUCCAAACGGCCAGUGCUUACAAGGAAGGUACCUGAUACAUCUAGUGAGAUAUCCUGCGUUGAUAGCGUCAGAUGUUCGUUUUGCGAACAGUACACAAUAUAUCUUGGAUAUUCGAAUGGCAACGUGUGUGAAAUAUACCCAGAUAACGUUAAUAAUCUAAACGUAGCUGAUGAAGGGAUUGUAUCCCUUAUGCAAUGGACUUCGAACAACCAACGCAUAUUAGCUGCAUGGCUAAGUAAUGGCAAUGUGGAAAUAUUUAGAUAUAGCAAUUGCUGGGAGCCUACAAUUUCUAUACGGGGUGUUUCCAUAUUGACGGUGAAUCCUACGACUUCAGUAAUUGGGUAUUGUAACUCAGGUCGUUGUAAAGUAAUGUUCAGGACGCUACAUAGCCCAGAUGUCGAAAUUGGUGUAUCCAGACCACCCUCGAGUAUAAUAUGUUUAUAUAGAAAAUCGCUGUGGGCUAUAGUAAUACGUAACUAUUUGAAGCUGGUUGAAGUUUGUGCGACAACUUCGGGUGUCGCUGUACGGCAUGUACGCGCAUUGAAUGGGCAUGGUUCCGAUAUAACCGGUUGUCAUUCAGACGGAUGGCACCGUUUACUGUCAAUUGACACAUCGCAUAUAUUGAUAAUGUGGGAUUUCGUACAGGGAGUUAAGCUUAUGAGCAUACCAUUGCUUCGACAAGACCCACCUGUAAAGGUCCCGCAUCAUAAACAAGAAAAAUCGCAUUCCAUCAAGGCACACAAGAAGCCAAGUGUUAAUCGUCAGGUGUCCUAUCCAUCCAUAUAUAACGCAAAGAAAAACUUCAAUGUACCGCCACAGAAGGCGAUGUUGGCUUCUGAUGACAGUGAGUCCGAUGACUUUGUGGACUCUGUGGGUUCUAUGUCCCUUCGCAAUACACGACCAAGUGACUGCAAAUACCACAUACACGCUUUGCCUCAUGCAAUAUGCAUAUUCUACUACCACACAACAUCGCUUCACUUGGUGUCAUUCAAAUAGCACCAUUCACAGCAUGAAUGCCGGAUACAACUCCUGGCGGUAUUCUAUGUAUGACACUUAGCACCAUACA